This is a messenger RNA of Penicilliopsis zonata CBS 506.65, 5104 nucleotides long. RefSeq lists its product as hypothetical. The transcript is spliced from 3 exons. The record is from RefSeq and is a predicted model, not a curated record. The coding region runs from base 125 to 5008 and encodes 1627 amino acids. Gene Ontology annotation, molecular function: protein binding. Lineage: Eukaryota; Fungi; Ascomycota; Eurotiomycetes; Eurotiales; Aspergillaceae.
AAAAAAAAAAAAAAAAAAAAAAAACCAUCCGAUCGCCCGCAGAGCUCUCGCCUUCCCUUGGUUGUAGUGCGCUCUGGCCGUGGGCUGAUAGGAGGUUUUCUGGGCAUCACAACCACCGGGGCACAUGAGUGGCAGGCUCUGGGAAUCUUUCAUCUACGAUGACGUCGAGGGCUUCCAGCGGCUCUUGGUGGCCGCCAGCUCUGCAGCGACGGGUGGUGGCAAUCAGCGAGGCAUAGGAGGAGGAGGAGGAGGAGGAGGAGGGGUAGACAGCAGCCCUGGGGCGGGCCUGCUAGGAUCCUCACCCAGUUCGCCGUUGAAGAUCAAUAUCCGGAAACUCAGUGCUUCCUCGCCGGGUCAUCAUUCUAUCGCAGAUCACCGCAGCGGUUCCUAUCGGUCAGGAUCAGGGUUGUCCCGUGCAGAGCUGAACGCCCGCGAUCAGUACGGCAGAACUCUCCUGCACCAUAUCGCAUCGUCACGGAAACCAACCGCCAUCGACUUUGCGCUCGCCUUGCUAGAAAUCCCGUUGGUGGACAUAUACGUGCAGGACUGGGAGAGCGGGUGGACCGCGCUGCACCGGGCGCUGUACGCGGGCAAUGCAACCAUCGCUCAGGCCUUGAUGGCCAGGGAUAUUCGCGAUGCGACCGAUUUCAGUAAAGCCGGGGCGCCGAGUCACCAGGUCGGGUCUUUGAUCAAGAUCAAAGACCGCGAGGGCUACAGUCCCUUUGAUGUGUAUGGAUCAACCAUUACGUCGCGCGAAAUCAAACAGAUCGUCUUGUCGCCCGCAACGAUAGACCCGACCUUCCUGGAUUCUGUGGACAGUGAGACGGCGUCGAAUGAUCCUCCGGCCCUCGGGGGUCACAAUGAUGAAGAUAACGGGUACGUGCUUCGAGGCGCCAUUAAACCGCGAAUCAAUGUCUUGGGCAGCGAGGUGUUCACCUUCGGGAGCAACAAAAACCUGAAUCUUGGCCUUGGGGACCAGGAUGAUCGCCAGUUCCCGGAACGAGUCACCCUGAAGCGUCCAGAGCAUCUCCUGCGCCGGUUCUAUCGCGAAUACCAGGAACGCGAGUCAUCCAGGGAUGGUUAUCCGGAAGUCAGCAGCCGUUCUGUUGCCGACUUGCCGACCCUGAUCAGAAACAAGCCGAUUAGCUUCCAAAACAUCGUCAUGUCCAAACUGCAUACCGCCAUCUUGACUAAUGAUCCGGAGUCGAACCUGUUCAUGUGCGGGUUCGGCCCAGGUGGACGCCUGGGCGCCGGGGACGAGUCGACCCGGUUCAGUUUCGUGUGCAUUGAAACCGGCGGUCUGGCCGGCAAGAGAGUCAUCUCGGUCGCCUUGGGCCAGGACCAUUCGCUCGCCAUCACGGAACACGGAGAGAUCUUCAGCUGGGGCUCCAACAAGUACGGCCAGCUGGGCUACAGCCUUCCCCGGACGAACAACAAGAACGACAUCCCCACCCAGACUACCCCAAGGCAGAUCUUUAACCCGUUCAAAAAGGAGGCCAUCCUUGGAGCCGCCGCGUCUGCCAUCCAUUCGGUCGUGUACAGCAGUUCUGGUCUGUAUACCUUUGGCAAGAACGAGGGUCAGCUCGGUCUCGUGGAUUCGGAUGCUCGCUCCUUGGAGCUCCAAACCACGCCGCGGCGUGUGGGAGCAAGCCUGUUCAACUGUCCCAUUCAGAUGGUCUCGGCCAUUGAUCGUGCCACUGCCGUCCUGCUGCAAAACCACGAAGUCUGGGUUUUCUCCCAAUUCGGGUAUUCCAAGAUUGCAUUCCCGCUCGACGUCAGCUCCUCUUUCAUCAAAAACAGCUUCAUGGCCACCCGUUACGGCGCGGCCGUCAACUGUAUCGUGAAGAUCACCUCUGGCGGCAGCACGAUCUGCGCCCUCUCCAGUUUCGGCGAGGUCUUCACUGUCCACGCCAACAAAUCCGACAACGCCGCCGCCGCCUACACGUCGACGACCAACCCGCACAAGGCUCGGAACUCCCUCUCGCCGCCCGUCCGAGCAUGGUCCGUCAAGAAAUCGCACAUGGCCGCCCGAGACGUGGACGUCGGUCAGGACGGAUCCAUAAUCAUCUGCACGCAUUCCGGAUCGGCAUGGCGGAAGGAGAGACGGACAAAGACUAAGGAGGGGCCAUCGGAAGAGUACAAGUUUGCUCGCAUCCCAGGUCUGUCUCGCGUGGUAGCAGUCCGAAGCAAUGCCUUUGGGGCGUAUGCGGUGGCUCAGCGCGACUGCGACGUCACCAAGGAGCAGAUUGUUGUGAGCCCCAGCACAUUCUUGAAUGACAUGCUACCUCUAUCCCCAUUCAAGAUGGGGACAGUUGUUGACUUGCAACACGCCCUGGAUUCUUCCUCAUCGGACUCUGCCCCCGGUCACGAGCCUCUCCCGGCCAUCAAACGAUCUCUUCUCUCGGCCUCCGACCUUGAAUCUCUCUUUCUGUCCACUGGGUUUCCAACCUCAGAUGAGAUGUCUAACGGCGUCGCCUGGCUGAAAUCCACGGUUUCCGACGCGCGGAUUCCCGUCCACGAGUUUCUUUUGAGCGCCCGCAGUCCCGUUUUGAGGAAAGCAUUUGGCGUUUUCCGUCAGGACUAUUACUCUUCUCUACCCGACGUGUUUGCAAUCGAGUAUGACCAACACGGGCACAGCCAGCUGCUGUUCCCAGGCGUUGACUUUUUGACCGUUCUCAACCUCGCCUUCUACCUAUAUACGGACAGUGUGCUUGAUGUCUGGCAUCAAGUCAAGUACUCAUCGGCGAACGCGUCUCGGUACCGCCAAGUUCGCGCCGAAGUCAUGCGCCUCGCAACGCAUCUGGGCCUGUCCAGUCUGGAACGGGCCGCAAGGCUGAUGAUCGAACCUCCUCCGUCCCUCACGAUCGAUAUGGCUAGCGCGAUUCUCGACCCAUCUUUCUUCAACAAUGGAGAUGUCAUCGUGGAUCUAAACGGCGGAAGCGUCCGUGUCCACAGCCAGAUCGUGUGCCAGAGGUGUCCCUUCUUCGAUGCCCUUUUUCAUGGCCGCUCGGGCGGGCGAUGGCUUGCCCAUCGUCGAACCCACCCGACGGAUAUCGUCCGCGUGGACCUGAAGCACAUCGACACGGCCCUCUUUGACUUUGUGCUGCGGUACAUGUACGCAGACACGGACGACCAGCUGUUCAAUGAAGUCCGAUCGAAGAACUUGGACGAGUUCAUCGACCUUGUUCUCGACGUCAUGUUUGUCGCGAAUGAACUGAUGAUCGAUCGACUGGCUCAGAUAUGCCAGAAAAUGCUUGGCCGUUUUGUGGAUGCACGAAACGUUUGUCAUCUGCUGAAUUCAGUUUUGCCUUGUUCCACCAAAGACUUCAAAGAUGCUGCAUUGGAGUAUAUCUGUCUCAAUCUGGGAGACUUGCUGGCCAAUAGAUAUCUGGAAGAACUUGAUGAUGAUCUGCUCGGCGAACUUGAUACCGUCUGCUACGAGAAUCAAAUGGCAUACCACCCCGUCUCCCGAGGCCGUAAUUCGGACGACUACGUCUUGGAGAAGUACCCGGAGCUUGUUUCCCUGGUGGAGAGAGAUCGGCGUCGCAGGAUCGACUCGAUGAAGCUCAAGACACGUCUGAACCAGUUUGACGCGGGUGACGACAACAAGGUGCGGCCGAUCGCUGUCUCUCCGUCACCAGCGAAAACGCGAACACCGACCAAGGAAACAUGGAACAGUCCGGUGCUCCGGUCCCGCCAGUCGAUGGGAGAAGUGCUAGGCCCCUUGGAUGAAGAAAUGGCUCUCUCCGGCCCAGCCGAGGCGUCCUCGAUAAAAGGGAAAAUGGCCAUCCGGGGGCCCAAACCAAAGGACAGUCGACCGUCCCCUCCUGAGUCGCUGACCCCGGCGGCGAGCUCGAGUUUUGUAGAAGGCGGCGAUUCGUUCAGCGAUGGGAGCCAUCUGGACAGCUUCUUGCUUGCAGGGUCGCCCUCGGAGUUGAAGGCCAGUGCAAUGUAUGAAAAGAAGAUGAAGAGUCCAGACCCAUGGAGCUCUUCUGCAAUGUCGGUCUCCAAGAAGGAUCUGAAGGACAUCAUGGCUGAAACGUCUCACUCUCGCCAGUCCAACCUCACCCUAGGCCUGUCGUCGUCCGCUCCCCGAGACAACACCAACAGCACAGCAGGGUUCGCCCCCAAGCUCUCGCAGAAGGAACGCAAAAAGCUCCAGCAGCAACAGGUGCAAGAGCAGCUCGCGGCCCAGCAGAAAGCCAAAGCAUCGCCUUCAAACCCGUGGCAGAUCCCGGCUCCUUCUCCUCGGCUAUUGCCUACGCCUACCCCUCCACCCACCCAGAAGCCCUCUAUGACGCUGCGUCAGACUGUAUCUGGAACACCGCCGCCGCCGCCGCAGCAGCAGCAACAGCAGCAGUCAACGUCUAUCCUGAAAGCCUUGCAAACUCCAAGUCGCAGCGUUUCCGCCACGCUGACACCUGCAUCCGCGAGCCCUUCAAACGGUACAACGUCUGCUCAGCCGGCCAUCCAGUCCAUCCGGCACAUCCCACGCGCAGAACCCUACCGGACGAGCUUUUCGUCGCCCUCGUCCAGCUCGCUUUCCCUCGCCACGAUCCUGAUGCAGCAGCAGAUGGAAAAGGACGAGAUCCGCGAAGCCGCAACGGCCAAGCACAAUCUACAGGAUAUCCAGAUGGAGCAGGAGUUCCAGGAAUGGUGGGACCAGGAGAGUAAGCGCGUCAUGGAGGCCGCGCAGGCUGAAGCCGCAGGCUCCUCGCGCGGAGGCAAGAGUAUACCUCAUACUAUGCCGAUAAUCUCCCGGGGGAAUAAUAAUGGUACUGGGCGCGGGAAACCUUCCGGCCCGCGCAGGCGCGGCGACAGAACAGCCUCGUCGAACGGAGCAGCACCCAAGUCCUCUUCUUCCUCCUUUGACUCGGUUCCGAAACCGCAUAAUCCCCGCCGCGAGCCAGACAGGACAAGAACGCAUACCACUGAGACGCAGGGAGGGCGGCGGGGCGGACGCGGUGGUGCGCGGGGAAGACCUCGCGAGGUUCCUCAAGGUUCUUAGUACUUGUAUAGAAUAGACUUGUGUAUUAAUAAGGGAAUCUACAACUACAUACUUUCCAGUAAGCAUAUUAUCUAUCUCUGAGAUGACGGUACUAGU